Molecule: messenger RNA, 2249 nt
Organism: Cloeon dipterum
Lineage: Eukaryota; Metazoa; Arthropoda; Insecta; Ephemeroptera; Baetidae
Product: suppressor of cytokine signaling 3-like
Exons: 4
Coding region: 206-1279 (357 amino acids)
Biological process (GO): intracellular signal transduction; phosphatidylinositol phosphate biosynthetic process
Cellular component (GO): phosphatidylinositol 3-kinase complex
Molecular function (GO): 1-phosphatidylinositol-3-kinase regulator activity
Source: RefSeq, a predicted model, not a curated record
CAACCUCCCAGUCAGUCAGUCUUAGUGUUGAGAGCACCGACUCGCGAUCGCGGUGCAGCUGCGGAGAAAACGCUAGGCUGCGCUCGAAUCCGACGCUUUCCUGUGCUUCCCAACCGGCCGAACGCUGAAUCCGACCCGCAGCCCAUGGCAACUUGAAACCGGAGGAGCCGCGCCGCUAAUUCAGGUGCGCAAUUACGCGGUGUUCAUGUUUGCAAUGCCUCGUUUUCGGUACGUGUGCCACCGCUCGCUCUCCUGUGUGGCCGCAUUCAUAUGCUGCUCUUCGCAAGCGAGACGCUCAGCAGGCCAACUGGCGUCCCUGGUGUUGUGCCAGUUGCCCCACGUGGGGGGCGGCUGUACUGCCCACCCCUCGCACGGAGGCCUGGGCCUCGUCGGAUUCGGGAAUGCCACCCCGGCCGGCUUCACCAUCAUGCUGACCUGCCCGCACUGCCAGCAGUCCUUUGAAGGGCCCGCCGGCAGCGCGUCCGACACCACCUCGAGGAGCGUGCCGCCCACAUGCUGCUGCACUGCCGCCCCCGCCGCCCCAUUUCUGCGGUUGUUCGCGGGCAGCGGCGGCAUCGUAGUCAAGAACACGAGCAGCACUCCCCACCUGCAGUUGUCCAUCCAGCCGCAUGCGACGGGCCUGCAGGAACCCUUUUCGCCAACAUUGCAGAUCGUGUGGCCGCGACCCUCCCCCGCCACUAUCAACCGCCAUUCGGCCAGUAUCAUCGCAACCCGAAAAGCACUCGUUAAAUCUGGAUGGUAUUACAAGGCGUUCAGUGGUGAAGAAUCGCUAAUCGCUCUCAAAAACUGUCCGCCUGGCACAUUCCUGGUGCGCGAUUCGUCUGACCCAGAGCACCUGUUCUCGCUGAGCGUUCAGACAACGCGAGGCCCAACCAGCGUGCGGCUCCGCUACCUCGACGGCGAGUUCCGGCUUGACGCACAGCACCAUUUGGCGCACCAUGUCCCCCGCUUUGACUGCGUCCUCAAACUCGUCGAGCACUACGUACAAGAGGGCAAAGAGACGCAACGCAGACUAGCUAACCGCAAGUACGUCAACGUCUUACCUACCCCAGAACCUGGAAGCCAAGUUUGGGUGGACGACUCAGGACGGAUGCACUCACCAAUCUUGCUAACGCAGCCGUUGAGAUGCAGGGUCAGCACCCUGCAGCAUCUGGCGCGCCUAGCCAUAAAUCAGAGACUGCAAAGCAGGGACCUGCCGGCCCUCAAGCUUCCGAAGACCACCGAGGACUACCUCAGGGAAUAUCCAUAUAGGCAGUGAUCAGCAGACAGUUACUACUACACUUAGGGACUGAGAGCAUUGCACUCAUUUUCAUGCACACUGCGAUGACUAGACUGUUCGUUAACGACUCGUCUCUACUCCUUAUUAAGUGUUGUUAUUGUUACAAUCAAGAGCUUAUGAGGCCGCCCUCAAUGUUUCGGUCUAUUUCAACUAGUGAUGCCAAAGUAGACAUUUUGAUGUUUCAUGUAAAUCUGAUAUCCCCGAAUGCUUUAAAAACGUCCUAUAGGAACAAAGGCAGGAUAUUUUGUUGAGCUUGCUUAAAUGUGUAACUUGGGAAAGUAAAGUGGAAUGAGGGCCUCGCUGUGACAAUAUUGCUAGCAGUCUUGAUAGGCCUUUAACAAUUCUUAAAAAUGCGUGGAAACGGCAGGUUGGAAAAUGUUUCAGUUCAAUUAGAUGCAGCCAUCUUGGAGAGGCGCUUGCAACUCAACAAGAUAGCUGCUGUUAAUUUUGCCCCGAAACUUAGUGAAAUCCUCCAGUGAAUCAGCCUUCAAAGGCAUCUACAAACAAGUUGUUGGUUGAACUGCGAUCGCAAAAUUUAACUUAUGAAAAAGGUUCGUGACUUUCCUACUUGGUAGUUAAAAUGCUGUAAUUUGCUAUACUGCGAUAUUUCGUUUUUUUAAGCUAAAUUCAAAAGGUUUUGUUUGCAUUUUGAUGCCAAGAUGUAGGUUAUUAUUUAAGGUAUUUCUGAAGGGUGAAUGUUGAUGUCUUAAUUUAUUGAAUAUUUUGCUAUGAUCACUGUUGACGAGAUUACAUUAUGCUGAUUUUGUCCAGCGUUAAGAGUGAAUGGUGUAGAGUGAGGCUGAUCAGACCAAAUGCAAUUGUUCGAAACAAAUCGUGUUUCUCGCUCUUGGUUUAUGUCAAGUUUAUUUCUAUUAACUAGGUACGCUUGGAACAAAAAUACCAAACAAUAAUUAUGUGUAAAUAAAUUAUUAUUACUUUAUAAUGAAAA